Fomitopsis serialis is the source of this 1156-nucleotide messenger RNA. RefSeq lists its product as uncharacterized. The coding region runs from base 244 to 1029 and encodes 261 amino acids. The record is from RefSeq and is a predicted model, not a curated record. Lineage: Eukaryota; Fungi; Basidiomycota; Agaricomycetes; Polyporales; Fomitopsidaceae. The transcript has 4 exons.
UGCAGGGGCGCCAGGCAGGCAACGAGCCUACCGAACUCGACUGACCGCAUCCGGCGCGGCCGGGGCACGGUUUGACGAGCGGGGGAGCAGGAUGGCGACGUCCGCGUUCUAUAGCCGUCGCGUAGUGGCCUGCGUCUGGUGGUCAUUGUACGGCUGGCAGCGGCGUGGCGCGUCUCGCUGCUAACGUAGCCGUUUUCUGGUGUGGAGGAUGGAUCGGGACAUCGAUGUGAUCAGCAGCCCAAAAUGCCGGUGACGCCCACGCGCACCUUCGCUGAGUUAGCCUCCUGUCGCGCUAACGCAUAUGUGAUCCAGGGGGGUGCGAUUCCCAUGGCGGACAUUGGUCAGCCGGACGCAGUUGUUGGACGUAUGAACGAGGAAGAUCGGCAGCCGCUGGACGCGUCCGCCCGAUCACCGAAGCCACAGCCUAUUGGGCACGGAGCUGAUACAGCCGCCCGUUCGGAGCCCAGUUCCAUUUCCAUUCCACCGGCACGCCCAGGUCGAGCUGAUACGGUUCGCGCAAUCUCGAUGCCUGCGUCCGCGGCUCCCUCCUGCGGCUCUCAGGCUCAAAUUUGGCGGCUGUGUCUGUCAUCCACCCCAGGACAGGAGCCGCGCAAUCGGGUUGAAGUUCCCCUGGACGGGUGUCCUCGUGACGUGGCGGAAAUGUGCAGUCAAAUUCAUCGUCGGGGUCUUGCUGGAGUAGGCGGGCCACGAUGCUGUGCCUAUUGUGUCCGGGCUUCCACCAGGACAAUGCUCGGCUGCCAUGGGUGGUCCCUGAGCCCGAGCGUUGCAUUUGCACAGCGGAUUCCAGGCGUGCUUACCACGAAGCGAGGGAAGACUGCGAUCCGCCAAAGUAGCUCUCCGGCCGCGUCCGGACAUAUCGGCUUCGAGGGCCCAUCACAUUCGACUCUGCACGGACAUAUCACAUCCUGCUCGCCCGUCAGCUCGGUUCCUUCGCCAGCCUGGCACGCGGGCUGUCAUAUGGAUGCUCCAGCUGCCAGUGUAUGUAGUCUGACAGCCGCCACGUCGUGAUCCGGAUGCCACCACCGCGUCAGGCCGUGUCAUGAUCAGGACGGAGUGGACAGGCACUCGGACAGCUGUGCGAUCUGGAAGGCCGGGAUUGAUACGUCGUCGGGCACUUGCUGCGGUCGGAUCCUGC